Paramuricea clavata is the source of this 4300-nucleotide messenger RNA. The record is from the annotation of a GenBank genome assembly. Lineage: Eukaryota; Metazoa; Cnidaria; Anthozoa; Malacalcyonacea; Plexauridae.
AAAAAUUUAGCCUAGCUGUACUGUUCUGUUCUGUUCUGUUCUGUUCUGUUCUGUUCUGUUCUGUUCUGUUCUGUGCUGUCUCUUGUAUCUUGUAUCUUGUCUUGUGAUUAAAAAAAUAUAAACUAGCCAUACCUCAGUCGCCGAACAUAAAUUCAGCCCCAAUUCGAACGUAUCUUUAUGAUGAAAAACACUAUUUAGAGUGUUAUUUUUGUAUCUUCAAAUUUGCAUCUUUUAUUACGGUAUUUAAACAAUUUCAAAACGUCAGAACAAUGCGAAGUAAAAAAGCAUUUUAAAAGCUUCAGAACUUAUUAAUAAGUGUGUUAGUAUUAAAAUGCCUUAUUGCCUUUUAUUUCCUGGUGCAGUAAUUCAGUAGAUAUACAUGUACGCCACAGCGGGCUGUUUUCAAUAUGGAUCCCACAAGUAAUCAAAGGAAAGUUAACUUUAAUUUUUAUAUACUAAAGUUUAAUCUGGGUUUUACCAGCUAACGGCCAAUUUAAGAACGUUUCCUUGAAAAAAUGUUUUUUAUUUGAUCUUUGCCUUGUUUCCGUAGCAUAGCAUUCGUCCAAAAGUAUAUUACAGGGUUUAAUGUCGAUUUUAACAUAGCGAGAAGAACGAACCAAGUUUUAAUCGCAAUUGCUUUGAAACUUGACUUCACGUCUAAAUGACCAAACGAAAGCGUUACAGAAACAAAAGUAACAAGGCAACACAUUACUAUUAGAAAAGUGGACUUAGCCGCUUUGAUUUCUUUGAGAAAGCGUCCUUUGCUCAUGCUUCAUUUCUCUGAUGCAUUUGUGGACGCAUCGCCUCGUUCCGCCGCUAUCAUCGCCGCUCGCAUCCGAUUCGUGUCGCGAAUUGUCAAGAAAAUCUUUACAUACACGAAAACUGUCGUUAAAAUGAAGAGUAUCGAAGUUGUAGACAGUAUUGGAGCUGUUAUUUCUUUAUGGGUUAAGCUGAAACCGUAAAUGAUGGUUUGUACGCUACAAAUAGAGAUUACGUAUGCCAGCAGUUUGGUGUUUGUAACCACGUCUCGAUGACAGAAUGGGUGCACUGUGCAUAAAUAUCUAUCAAAAUUCAUAACAGACAGCGUUGUUAGUGUGUAGAAGAACAUGAGCAUCCCGAAUUUUUUGAGAAAGAUUGCGACAGCACAACUUGUUCCGCCUACAGCCUCGUUUGCGAAGCGAAAAGUCAUCAAAGGCAUGAAGAGUACUCCAUUUGCCAGAUCGACGAUGAAUUGUAGUAAUAUAGUGAAAUUGGAUGUUUUUUGCUUCAGUAUUCUCGAACGCCAUAUUGUGAUGGCUGUAAUGCCGUUCAGGAAAACCGUUGCAAAUGUUAGGAUAAUUGCAAAAAUCACAGCGAAGAUAUGAAUAACCAUGCUUCCUCUUGUAGGGAAUCCAGUGAUUUCUUGGGCUUGGUCGUUCACGAUGUAGCAUGUUUUGAAAAACUUCGCAUUACUGCUUGUUAUAUUUGUUAUGUUCAUUUUUCAGUAAACCGCAAAACCUGAUCAACUGUUAUAACGGGCUAACAUACGAACUCAAAUUAUAUAGCAUUCAAUGAGUGAAUCGUUUUGUUUUGUGCAUGAUGUUUUAAAUUAUUCAUCAUGCACCUUAAACGUGAUUCUUAACGAUAUUCUUAACGAGUUAACAGGAUUUCUUCUUUGUUCUUGUCAAUUUUCAUAUCCUGAAUGUCAAUAUCAAUAGGCCAAGUCUAAACGAUGCAUUUUAUAUAUACAUGCGUCAAACCAAAUACAUAUUCGAGUCGACUUCAAUUGACAUUUUUCAAAUUUUAAUUCAGACUUUAAUUGUCCAAUUUAAAUAAGAGGAGAAUCUUUUCUAUGAUGUUUAUGAUGCCUCUCUGAGUGUAUAUCCACCCCCGGGAAAGCUUGAAAAACAUGCCUGGCCACGGUGGGAAUCGAACCUACGACCUUUGGAAUACUAGCCCAAUGCUCUGCCCUGUGUGGAUAACUGGAUGUACACUCAGACUAUAACAUCACAAACAUCAUAUCCACCUGAGUACCUAACACCAACAGAAAAAAACAACUUUUGCCAUGUCACGUAAUACGCGCUCAAAACUAAUGACUAUGCUUUUCCGCUUGGAUGUUAGGCUACUAUAUUCCAUUUUUACUGAAUGUUUGAUCCUUUUCUCAGGCGGCAAACAAACUUAAACGGUAUGUCUGAUGCUUUAUCUGUAAAUUUAUGCUAAAAUAUAUCAAGAGGUUUUAGAUGGCGCCAAAGAGAAAAUGAUGUCUGAAAUUCAGUAAGUUUUGCUUAUAUUGCUGUAUAUUAAAUAUGGCGUCAAUUUUACAGUAUCAAUGAUAAUUGUAUUUAAUGAUAAUUGUAUUUUUUACUAUUAUAUUAUGUUUUUCAACCGCCAGACACGUUUAAAAUGAUAAAGCUAAUUAUAAAACUAAGUAAUUUUUAGAGGAACGCCAAAAAGAUUUUAGGUUUUUGAACACUUUGCAUCGCAAAUACGCGACAUUGAAAAAAAUUGCCUCUUAAAUUGCAAUUAAAGCCCGCCAAAUCCAAACUGACAAUAUGGCGGAUGAAGUUGGUAAGAGAAAAAAGCUUUACGUUUAUUGCUAUCAAACGUCAUUCGGCACAGAAAAUAAAGACUUUUAAUAGAUAUGGCAGUAAAUAACCUCUUGGCAAUUGGAGAAAGCAGAGACGGGUGCUCCUUAUUGGUCAAGUAUAGUGCGUGGCACGCGCGUGCGAAUAAAAUCCAUAUUUUGAAAAACGUCCAAUUAAAUAUUUCUACAGCAUAAUUUAUGCAUUAGAUUCGACUGAUGUAAAAUGCGGCGUUUAAAUCAACAAUAGAUUUAAACGUCGCAUUCUACAUGCAUGUAUAAUUCAAUAAAUUCAUUCGGCGCAAUUAAAAUUCGACAUUUAAUUAAUUUUAGAUCGGACCCAUAUACCGUAUUUACUCGAUUCAGCGCCGCCCCCGAAUGAGUGCCGCAUUUGAGAUCAAUUUGUUUUAAAGAACGCCGCCCCCGAAUGAGCGCCGCGCUAAAGAGUGUAAAAAAUUUUCCGCCGUCAAAAUUGGGACAUUUAGUGAUAAAAACCUUUCAAAACUUGUCUAUUUUAUAGUUAAAACUUCUUGUCAUAAUUCACAAAUAAAAUAUUUUUUAAAGAGCCCCGCCCCGAUUGAGCGGCGCCGCGCUUAAACGAGUAAAUAUGGAGUAACGUUUCAAAGCGGGUUGGGAUAAAACGCGGAACCGGAAUGCGGAAGUGGAUUCCGGAAGAGGAUUCCGGAAAUGAGGAUAAAACGCGGAUUCCGCAAAUGAGGAUAAAACGCGGAAUUGAAACAGAAUAAGGACGAGAAGCAUCUUAGGGUAAAUUAAGUUUGGUCACAACAUUAACUUAAUGCCACAACCACUGAAAAAUUUACCUGGCAAAAUUUUCCCUUUAUUAAUUUAAUUUUAACUGCAUUCAAGCGAAUUACAAGUAACCCAAAUAAGUGCGCUUAUGGUGGUCUUGGACAAAAAAUUCCUAUAUUCAGUCAAUUUUUUGUAAAAAUAAAGAAAUGCAGUCAAUCUUCGCAUGUUUAAUACUGAAUAGCAACAGUAUAUUUUAAACACCAAAAUAUAAUAAUACGAAACUGGUUCAAAAGGUCUAAGAAGUGUGCAAAUUAAACAUUACUUGCAAAAUUUUAAUUUACACGAUUGACUCGCGGAAAAUUUAAUAAUUAAAAUGUUUAUUUUUUGUGUAGUGAUAUAAUACUUUUGUUACAUGCGCUAUUAAUCGAGUCUAUAUCGGUAGUUUAACUCCUGCGCUGCCGGCAGCAGCCACUUAUAAAUUCAGUUUGUCAUUCUCUUCUUAUAUAUAGUGCAUUACGCGCACAAUAGUUCUUUGUUCUCGUACGCGUUUUCUUUUCGUGGCAUUUUAAUACAAAUCCAUGAAAAUUGUGAUGAUUUAUGGCGAAAUUUCAUUCGGCGGCGGAAAACGGUCAAAUUUCUGAAUCACCUGUCAAAUGUGUUGUGCAUGUUUCGUAUUACAUUACAUUCGCCGGGUUUUGCUGUUCCUAAGUUUAUGUUCAUCAAUAUAUGUAGUUUGGCAAAAACAAAAAUCGAGUACGAGGCUACGAGCUGUAGUUGCACUGGAGGCAGAUUUGGUCAAUAACGAUAUAGAUGUAUGUGUGGAGAGCGAGAGUCACCUGAAACCUAAAAUGCCAGAUGCUGUGGUGACCAUUCAUAAUUAUUCAAUAUUUAGAAGAGAUGGAAGUUGGGAAGGACGCGCUAUGAGAGCAAAAGGAAGGGUAGCAAUAUAUGUUCGGAACAACUUAAAAGCUAUUGAUAUUUAUCGAUCCA